GCCGUGGGCUCCCGGUAUCCAAGGACAUUGGAGUGAGCUGUCUGAAGAAAGUGAGGUACUUUGGGAGAGUUGGAGUAACAGGAUUUUGUACAUCACAGUGGCGUUGGGCCGUAUGCCAGCAUGGCAGCUGCUGUGAGCUGCAGGCAGAGUGCAGCCAGAGGCCUGGCAUCAUUUGGACUCAGGCAGCGCCAACUCUGCUGUGGGAAUCUUCCAAGGACACAGGGCGAUGAUUGCUACUACUAUUUGACUUGGAGAUGGAGUACCUUGCCUCUCUGCCAUAAACAGAAGCUCGAGGUGUGCAAUGGCAGGUCUACCCGGCGGAUUAGCAGUUCAGUGUGGGCCACACACGCUGCUGCGCACAUUCAGUCCCGGACCAAGAGACAGCCAGUGGUCGCGGUGCGUACGGCGGGUGCCCAUAGCCUUAACUUUGGGCCAACCCAUUUUCCGGAUUUGGAACGGGCCCAGGUACCCAUGUAUGGUCUCUUGCACAGUGCCUGCAGUGGAAAGUCAUUCCCAAGUGACGUACGCCUGCAAUCCCUCAUCUGUAUCCUGGACGAGGAAGUUAGCAUGCAGCUGGUUGUGAGUGGCCGGGGUAAGGAGCAGACUGCCCUGCUGGAGGUGCCCAGCUCCAGGUCGGUGCAUUUGCAGCAGCUGGUGGCCUCCAGGGUGGAAAGCCUGCCUGCUGAGCAAGCAGGUGCACUUCUACUGGCCCAGCUCGAAGGCAUCUUGGAUUCAAUCACGACCGUUGAUGGGUGCAACGCAGAUGAUAUUGCAGUGGAGCAGCAUGUCUCCUCUAAUUCAGACAGUAGGGCAGUGGUGAAAGAAUUGGUGGAUGAGAGUGUUCCAGAAUCACUGACAGGGAAGCCUGAGGGAACUGGAAUGCCCCUUGCAAGUGUACGACUUUGCCACCCAGAUGUACCUUCUGAGAUGACAGCGAACCUUUGGGAUGUGCACGAAGGGCACUCGGACUCUGUCAGGUCACUGUUUGACAGUGACUACUGCCCGAUGUCAUACCACUUGGCUUUUGAGCACCUGACAGCUUCUGCACAACGACUUGGGGCAUUGGCUGCUUUCAGUGGCACUGGUAACCUUGCAAGUGUGAGUUCUCACAAGAAGGAACCCAGUAUGGAGGAACAUUUAGCUGUCCUUUAUGAAAAGCUGAGGGUGGAGUUGCCAAAUUUCUUUUUGAAGCCGCACGAUUAUGGGAUGUACUCUCCAAAUGUAGAAUUCAUCAGCCAGUUUCCAAGGAUCAAAACAAGGGGUCGUACCACCUAUCAGGCAGUUGUGAUGUUGCUUCGAUUUCUUGCAUGGAAUUACUGUGCAGAUGUUCACAUGGAGGUAAUGAAAAUGACACAGCAUCCUGAGGACUGGACCAUCCAAGUACGCUGGAGAAUUACAGGACUCCCGCUCCAUGUUUUGAUACUGAAAUUUUACAAGAAAGACAAGACUGAACUCUAUAGAACCUACGAUGCAUAUUCCACAUUCUAUUUGGGACCUGAUGGACUUAUUCACCGACACAAGAUUGACAAGAUGAUGCCAACCCAACCCCCACUUACCAAAGUGAAGACACUGCUUGUUGGAGCACUGGUUGCCCUUGGAUUGGAAGAACACCGCCCGGCGUUGAAUCUGCUGCUUGCUCAGUCUGCUGGCAAAGUGGGGGAGAAGCACUGCUGAGAGCGCCAAAGAGGGAGGGAUGGGGAGAGGGUUUUGCGCUGUCAGGAACACACAUGCCAAGCUUGCUCGCUCGCUUGCUGGCAGUUGCUGCGCCUUGCACAUAUCCAGGUUCCUUCGGUCGUCGCAUGUCUUGAUGCAUUUGGAAACCCCACCCACUUGCACCCCUGUGUUUCGCCCCCUUUGAACUGAUUUUGCACUGUACAUAAAGUGGUGGAGAGAAUGCAGAUCUGUGCAGCAUUAGGCUGCCUGGAGAGUACAUACUGUCAGGUGAGCCAUGUGUAAAAUAGUAUGACCAUGGUACAUUGUGUUUUUUAAUUUCCAUCCAAAUGAUUGUGAACUCUACUAGAGUAAGGCAUCAGUGGGUUUGCAUUUUGUUUGUGUUGGGAGCAUAUUUCUAGUUGUCCAGAUGAUCAAAUCAAAAAUGUUGGGUUUGUUCUGUUCGUCAGGCUGUUGGAUUUCCCGGAAUGCAUCAGGCUCCCCGCUCCCCCAUCACCUAACUUUGCACUUAGAAAAAAUCAAUGGGAUUCAAUGGCGGGCUUGCGGAGUGGGACGUGGAUUUGAGGAAGGUAGAGGGCAGAAUGCUGUAUUUCCUCUUGCUUUUGCCAUAGCCCCAGCUGCAGUAGUCGGAACACUUGCCUCACUGAAUCUGUAUUCUGGUUUCUCCCAUUUGCAAUUCAACUGCAGUCUCUGCUGCAUGAUGGUUCAUAUUGGAAAAUAAACCCGAUGCAAAGGGAAAUUACUGCAGAUGCUGGAAAUCUUGACAAGCAAGAUAUACCGGAGAUACUCAGUGGUUCAGGAGGCACUUAGAGCGACAGCACUUGACCUUUCAGCUCAAUGGCCUUUUAUCAGGGAGGAAGACUGCUAUUGUUCCUGGAUAGUCUUGAUUGCCUGGGGUAGAAGGGGAUAAACAUCUCUGCCUGUCAAGAAGCCUGUUUGUGAUUCUCCAUCGGCUUUCUCUCUGAGCUUGUCUUCCCACAGAUGCUGUUUGACCUGCCGAGUGUUUCCGGAAUUUUCCGUAACUGUCCCUUUAAUUACAUGACCACAUUGAGCAGUACUGUUGAGAAUAGAAGAAGCACGCAAGUUCAUUGCUUAGUAAUUCCUCAACGGGCAGCAAUCCUUGUUGUUAUUUUUCAUUUAUUCAUGUCACUGAAUGGAUCAGUUUGGUUUAAUUGUGGUUCCAGCCUUUGAACAUGUAAUCUCAGCCUGAUACUGCAGCGUAACUUAGAGAAUAUUGCUUCAUUAAUGUUGGUUAAAUUGCUCGUUCAGGCUCAGGUUGCUGUCAAAGACCCUGAAAGACUGGAAAAGCUCCCUGAAUUGUAAAACAAAAAUUGAUCAUUCAUUUCAUUACUGUUAGCAGAAUCCCAUUGUGUGCAAAUUUGAGCUGUAUGAGCAACACUUGUUGCACUUAGGAUUUUAGCCAUAGCCUCAAAUUCCAUUAGAGACAGGCAGGAACUGAGACUCCCAGAGCAUUAUUGAGAGAGUACUGUUAUUAGAGAGUGCAAGGGCCUUUUGGGUAUAAUGUUAAACAAAGGUCUAUCUGUCCACUUGGGUAGGUCCUGUCGUGUCACUGAGAAGUAUUUCUGAGGGAGUGCUUCUAUUUCCCCCCUCAUCUGAUUGCACUGAACAAAUUAUCUGGCUGUGCUCUAUCAUUAUUUUAAAGACUUUGCUGUGUCCAAAUUGGCUGCCACCUUUCCGUACAUUAAAGCAUUAUCCAUGGGCAGUUAAAGCACUUUAAGUUGUGCUGAGGGUGUAGAUGUUGCAUCUUCUAUUUCUCAGCCACACUUGCACUUCCAUUUGAUUUUGUCUGUUGUGGUUGUUUGUUCUUGGGCUGCUUUGAAAGGGAAUGGGUUUUGCUUAGUGCAGCGCUGUGGAGUUAAGAAUAUACGGCAUAAAUGAGCCUUUUUAAUGUAGACCUAAUUUAAAAUUUGGGGUUUAAACUUCUACUAGAAGAUAAGGCAAAAUUGAGCAAAUGCCCACUACGUAUAUGGUGCAGUAUGUUCCAGAGUUUCAACGCUAUUCAACCGUGCUGUCUUAGCAAUGUUCAGGACCUCUUCCUUGUCACCCAGAGAGGAGAGGUUUAAUUGUUUAAUUAAAAACCCCCCAUUGUUUUCUUAAAUAUCACAACAGUUUGAUGUUUGUGUGAAACAGAUGAUCAUCUUAGGCCUUGAUACUUUUCACUCUGUCCUGUCAAUUCUGUACUGACAGUGUGGCCUUGAUUUGAAUCUGUAAUCUAUCUUCAGAAUGUUAACUGAACUGAUUCUAUGCACCAGAAAGUAAAUAACAUGUAAAUGUCUUGGCAAAAAAAAUUGUUGCUAUUUGGAAUAGAGCAAGCAAGUUAUUUUCCUCCCUUUUCUACAUGAAAGUACACCAGCCAAUUUGACAAGGAACAAAACUUAUAUAACUUAAGUAGUUAACAGAUUUGUUUAAGAAUUUUUCCUGAUGUCCUAGUGUGUGUUACUGACUGGGAAGCUAGUCUCUGUAGUUUUCCUGAUGCAAACCCAGGCAGCUGGAUCAGAGAGAAAUCCUGCAAAUUUCUCGUGAAGGUGUCUCCUACUUGGCUGUAUGGCUUUCAGUGAGUUGAACUGGGUGGUGAUAAAGAUGGGAAUAUUUGAUAGCAGUGAGGGCAUGUUAAGGACAUCAUAGCUGAACCUACCCGACAGAUUAUUCACUUUACACUGUCUUCAACUGUUGGCUUCAGAGCUGAGGCCCUACUAUACACCAUUGGCAGUGAAUGGGUGUGUGUUCUGGUUGACAAUUAACCCCUUCCCCACUCCCCAAACUAGUCCAGAAAUGUGGAGGCUUAACUUACUUCGUCUUCUCCAUCCAGAUGAUAUUAGCUAACAGCUCAGCAAGAUUUGCCCUUAAUUGUGUUCAAGUAUUUGUCUACUAGACAUGAAUGGAUAAAUUAUGUUUUGUUGACCACUUAUGGCUGUUUUUUUCUUAUGUACAUGUUUCUUGAGAGCGGACCUGAAUAUAUGAAAGAAUAUAUUGGAGGGAGCGCAGGGUGUGAAUUAUCUUGGAGGAACUGAUUUAGAUAUUGGCCUCAAACAUACUUUACUGUACCGAAAUUCUAAUUGCUAAGUUGGCAAUUCUGUCCAGUGUUGAUCCUAGUGGGCUAUCUUUCUGUGAGGAAAAGAGCAUGGCGUUUGUCUUGAUGUCUGUUUCCGCACUGCGAUUAGGCUGAUUAUGAGCAAUUGGAUAAAGUAUAUUCAUGCACUGUAUUCUUGAACAAAGAACAUUUCAUUAAUUUAUAAUUUGGCUGGAAUGGUGUGUGUUGGCUUCCAUUUGAACACUCCUGAUGUUUUGCAAUUCUGUUCCUGUAGCUGCAUUCUAACCGUAAUUGGAUCCUUUUUAGGAAAGGGUGAGGCAGAAUUUAUGUCUGCCUCAAACAUCCAACUAUUUACUUGGUUGCUGAAUGCAUAUCUAAAAGAAUAUUUCAGAAUUACAAGGUCACAAAAUAUUUGUGUUUAUGCCCGUCGCUUUGAUGCGGUUGAACUGAAUUUCACUUAAUUUCGGUGAUAGUUUUCCUUUUUUUAAAAAAAAUUUACUUUCUUCUAGUUACAUGCCCUGACUCUCAACCAGACUGAAUCGAAUCCCUUAAGCUCGAAUCCCUUGCCAAGUUUAGAUGGAAUUGAAAAUUGCAAAUGUGAAGUGGCUUUCAAUGUUCCCUGAAGCUGAAUAAAAGCAUUAAGACAUCAGGCAGUGUCGUUAGUCUUUCCUUGCUGAGUGAGUACUCCCAAUUGUGUCAUUAAGUUGGAUUGAUACACAACUGUUGGAUUUUAUAGGCUCUCUAUUGUUUAUUGAACGUUUGCUAGUUUGUGGGUCUGUGCAGAAUACACAGUUCCUGUGCAUCCUGAGGAAUCACUGUGCAAAUCUUGUUUCCCUUGCCUCCCAUCUGUUUAAUCUCAGUGAUAUAGAGUGAGGUACCUCUAUUGAUCAGACCUGAGGGACUCUUUGUUGUUAUAAAAAUCCUUUUUACUGCUUAAAACUUGAUUGAUCAAGAGCCUUAUGGUAGAGGAAUCAUGCUCCCUGUAUCAGUCAUAAUGGCGUAGAGUUUGCAGUUGUAAUGAUAGCAAGCCUGUGGACAUUUACCCUUGUUACUUCAACUGACAGCUGUUUCUGGAGACGCCACAUGGACAGAAUAAUGUGGAAAUUCAGAAGUUACUGUCAAUGAUUUUACACUCCCUCGUAGGUUGUGUAGUUUGUCUCACCCUGACUAAAAUCAAGGAAAAAAAAAACUUGUGAUGUGUCUCUUUAUACUAUUAGUCUUGUGUUUUUAAAAGCAAACCCUUGGUGUAACUGAGUUUCUAAUGGCCUGUGAAGUUCAUAGUUAAACUUGAACUGCUUCAUUAAAUCUGAAAAAAAUAUUAUUUGUGACAUGUAAAAUUUAACAAGAAAUCAGCUUCUAUCUUGAUCUCACGAUCAGUUGCUGUACGAAUAAUUGAUCAAAAUGAACAACCAAGUGCACAUUGCUUACUGGUUCGCUGUCUGUGAAUAAUUCAGUUUGCUUGGCUGAUUACUUUGGUUUGGCUCCAGGUUCACACUGAUAUUGGGAAAAGGGAAAUGUGCUGUCCGCACAUUGUGAGAUUUUUGGUGAGCAGCCGCUUUUAAAAUCGGCGGCAAGGAGAGUCUCUGCACCCAUGAUUGUUAAAACAGGCCGUUGAAACCCCAGUGGACAGAGUAGUGCAUUUGCAGCAGGGUUUUCAGUAAAACAGUUAAUUUCAAUGAUUAAAGAUAGUUGUUUUGAAUUUUUUUUAAACCUUUGAUCUGACACUGUUUAUUGAGUUCUCCUUCAGUGGCUAAUUUUCACCCAACUGCAUUUGUUUUUUUCAAGAACGUGCAAAGACUUUCGGCUUGUUUUUGCAUUUCCUCAUGUAUGUAAAUGGGCUCAUGCCCUUUCAAUUAUUUUCUCUGAAUCUGCCAACUUUGGUUUUGUGCAGGAUGCUGGUAUUAUCGAGUUUAUGGUUUUUCCUGUAUUGGCUAAUUUUAGUCGCUCAUUCCCAUUGCUAUAUCUCUCCAGCUCUGCUGUUGCCUGGACCUUGUGCUUAGUGCAUUUCUGUCAGUGCAGCAACAUCCUGGUCAUCUGUGUCUCCACUUUCCCCUGCCUGAGUUAGCACUUAAUCAUGCCAAAGAUUUUUCUUAGGAUGCUCGCAGAUUUAUGUUGGUGUAGUAGCUUCCCAUAUUGAGCUGUACCCAAAGUUGGCUUUCUGCCGAAACUAAAUGGAUCAAUGUUGAGGUAACUCCACUGCCUAAUCAUCAUGAAGUAGAUACAGGACUGGAUGUAGCAGUGAUUUUCAGAGGACUACUAUUGCCUGCCACCUGUGUCUGUGAACUUCUGGCAUUUUUUGUAAUUGCUGCUGUCAGUUAUACAGAUGAUGUUUUCACACUGGCGGUGGUUGGUUAGGUAGUGAAAUCCAGUAUGGUGUACAACACUGCAGAAGCCAAGUCUGGAUGAUAUGGCUUCAGAGCUCAUCUUGAAGAUGCUGGUAUUCCCAACAGUUUAUGGUUUUUCCUAUAUUGGGUAAUUUUUGGCCACUCAUUCCCAUUGCUAUUUCUGUCCAGCUCUGCUGACCACCUACUGGAUGCAUCCUCCAGAAAUCACCUCUCCCUUCAAAAGCUGUGUUUUGCUGUUGGGAACAUCAAGUGGAAGGAGGUCAUAGCAAUUUCACAAUGGUGUUGCUACUGGUGACCAGACCACUAACCCCCCCCUGUAUUGUGGAGGGUUUUGCUGACUAGGCCAGCAUCAGUUGCCUACAAAGUAGAGGUGGCGAGACUGUCUGAAACACUGGGUUACAUGGCGAAGGGGCUGCCACAAUGGUGGCACUGAGGUCCAUUUUUAGUGGGCAAAAGGGAUAUUGCCCUGAUAAUUUCAAAGACUGGCUGACAAAAUACCGUCCAAGACAGUUUCCAGUGGCACUUGAAGUAACAAAAGAAAAUGCAGGUUUGUCACCAAAACAAAGGCUACUGUUUCACUGCUAGACUCCUACUGAGAACUGAGUCAUUGAAGGGCAAGCCCCAGAAAGUAAUGCAGCCUUUCCCUUGAAUGAGGCUGGAAGGCUUUGGCCAGUGCUUUACUAAUCUGGGCUGGAUUUCUCCUGUUUGUUGUAGGACUGAAAGUGCAAAAAUUAUCUGAAAAAUAUAAAGAACAUGUUUUAUGAACCUGCUGUUUCAGAAAAGCUAGAAUUUUUUUGAUAAAGAUUGGUUAAAAUAAUCAUGUAAAAUUAAUCUGAAGUGAUCAGUGCUGAAGAACUUGCUUUCAUUCAGAAUUCCAAUUCAGAAUAGCUUUUUAAAAAGGAUUUCGGCAAUAAUCUGAAAUCAGUAACACCAUGCUGGAAAUGCUAAGUAGGUCUGCUAGCAUCUGUAAAGAAGGAAGCAGCUGAUGUUUCAGGUUAGUGACCUGUCAUGACUUUAGCUUGUUGGAUUGACACUGUGCACUUAACCUUCUGCUUGACUUCUAAGAUACCAAACAAAAGAGUCAUUGAUCUUCAGCAAUAUGUCACGUCUGUUGUGCUGUGUGGGGUUUUGGCAUUGUGGCUCAUGUAGAUCAAAGCCUGGAAACUAAAGUUUGGAAAAGUAAAUUUUUAAGAAGAAAUUUUAACCAAAUAGGACAGCACUGGCCUAAGCUGUCCAGGUUCUUUCAAGGAAAAAGGUUGCAUGACUUUCUGUGGCUUGCCUUUCAAUGACUCAGUUCUGAGGAGGAGUUCGGCAGUAAAAUAUAAACCCAUCUGUUUUGGUGACAAGCCUGCAUUUUUAGUUACUUCAAGCACUGUUGGAAACUAUCUUGGAGAAGAUAGAAGUUGCUAAGCUCCAAGGCUGUUUAGAGCUGCUCAUGCUGGAAUUCAUGCUUAGUUAUCAGAAUGCAAAUAUGGAAUACUUGAUUUGAUUUUGAUCUGAAUGAUUUGUUGUCACGUGUGUUUGAUAUAAAAAUACAGUGAGAAGUGUACAUAGAUGGUGCCAUUCGCCUUAACUUAAGAUCAGCAAAAGAUAACUUGAGAGCUCAAUUUUCCACUGCCAUAGUCCCAGUCAGGGCUUCCUGGCCCUUGUCAUACUCCAUCAGAGUCAGUAUUGGCAGCCUCACUGGCCCGCACAUUCAUCUCCUGCCACAUGGUUCCUGGUCGUGACCCAGCUCUUUCCCGACUCCUUAGGUAGGUAAAGGAGGUCAGGAGAGACAGACAGAAUCUUGACCUCUGUAAUAAGAAGAGAGCGGAGAAUAAAGGACUGAGAAAGAGCACUGGUGAGCAGAGUGGAGCUCUGAAUGGAAGGACUUACACUGCCUUAUCACAUGUUCAAUCAGAGUCUGUGUCUCCACAUGUUGAGUGGCCCGUGGUUUCCUCUCCUGAAUAAAGCUUCACAGCCUUGCUCUGGACAAAAAUUAGCUGUAUUCUGCACGGAUGCAUGCUUUGUUACUGUUGUGAUCUGAUUGUGGCCUUCUCUGUAAUUAUAAACUGUGUAUAUAGUUCUACAUAAUAUUUAAGAAAAUAAAACUAAUGCCAAAUUUCUGCCUUAA
Messenger RNA from Stegostoma tigrinum, 9181 nucleotides. RefSeq names its product chromosome 34 C6orf136 homolog (gene c34h6orf136). The record is from RefSeq and is a predicted model, not a curated record. Lineage: Eukaryota; Metazoa; Chordata; Chondrichthyes; Orectolobiformes; Stegostomatidae. Bases 121 to 1674 code for a protein of 517 amino acids. The transcript is spliced from 7 exons.